Molecule: messenger RNA, 897 nt
Organism: Tigriopus californicus
Lineage: Eukaryota; Metazoa; Arthropoda; Copepoda; Harpacticoida; Harpacticidae
Product: QRFP-like peptide receptor
Exons: 5
Coding region: 1-897 (298 amino acids)
Biological process (GO): G protein-coupled receptor signaling pathway
Cellular component (GO): plasma membrane
Molecular function (GO): G protein-coupled receptor activity
Source: RefSeq, a predicted model, not a curated record
AUGAAGGAGAGUACCUUCAUCGAUCCUUUGGUUAUUCAGGAUCUGGAGACCAUGGCCAGAAACUGCAGUGGCGUCCUCUUCGAUCGCAUUAUAGAACUCAACCUCGUCAAUAACACGGACCUAAUGAUUCGUUUGUAUGGACUGUGUCCUCAAAAUUCGAGCAACCAAACAAUCUCGUUUUGGGAGGAAGUAGCUCCCGCUUUGAUAGUUUACACGCUCACUUUUCUUUUGGGAGUGGUUGGGAACCUACUGAUUGUGGUGGCAGUGUUUGGAUACAAGCGAAUGAAGAGCUCAACAAACAUAUUCUUGGCCAGUUUGGCCAUCGCUGAUUUACUCUUUUGUCUCAUAUGCAUCCCUGUAAAGCUGGCUAAAUUGUUUUCCUUCUCGUGGACCCUUGGGUAUUUCAAUUGCAAAUUCAUCACUUACUUGGAAAUUGUCCUGGCAGUCUCAUCCGCCUUAAACCUCACGGGAAUGAGCAUGGAAAGAUGCUACGCCAUUCGCUAUCCUUUGAAGGCCAGAUCUGUGUGUACGAACAAUAGAGCUCAAAAAUCUGUAGCAUUUUUGUGGAUCCUCUCUUUGAUUUUAUCCACUCCCGUACUGUUCAUUCAGGUCCAUAAGAAAGUUGGCCUGGUGGAGAUAGUGUAUUGGUGUACACGAGAUGAAGAGCAAUCAUUUAUGUGGCCAUUACACGAGAUUUACGUGUUUUGUGUCAUCCUCCUGAUCCCUGGGGUGAUCAUGUCGGUUUCUUAUGGAUUAGUUGCCUUGGAAAUGUGGCGAUGUUUAAAAGAGAGGAAGAACCUCUCGGCCCAUUUUGUUGACCCUUCUCUUUCAAACAACAGACAAGAAAAUGAAACCCAAAUUUUGAGACGGAACAGGGGCGACAAGAAGUUCAGGUAA